GCGGGAUCCCCCCUCGCCCGGGCGCGCCCACUCUUCCCUUCGCCUUCUGCUCCCCGCUCCGCUGCUCUUUCGCUCUCGCUGGACGAGCUGGUCUACUGGGUAGACAGUCCCUUUUCGCCGUUAUCAACCGCUUUCCUUCGUCAGUGCUUAGAGAGGACUGCAGCGCAGUUCGACCUCGUUCAAUAAUCAUUUGAAUUUCAAAGUUCGUGUUUGCAACAAAGCAAAAUGGGAAAUCUAGUUUGGUAUGAGUGGGCCCACUAUCUCGGCCUCACCUCUGCUGCAUAUGCGCUGUGGGCAGGCUUUUGGGGCCUCUUCUUCCGCAAGUUCUUCUGGGACAUGAUCGGCGGGACGCUGGGUCCCGCGGGAAUCAUCCCUGGACCCGGCUCUGCCCUGUUUGUUGCAGUGAUCGUCCAAGUCCCCCUCGUGCAAAUUCUAACAAUGAUCCUCUCCGUGGUGAUCCUGAUGCUCGAACUACCACCGUUGAAGUCGAUGAAAGAGUCGUUUGUCUACCGAAAUUUCAUGUUCAAGGCAUCACUCUACUUUGGUUUGGCCUUCCUAAGUGUCCUGUUCUAUCAGGGUAUCAACGCAGCCAUAUACUCCCUUGUAACCAUCUUUGCGUACACAGGCGCACAACUGAAGGGCGAAAUGAUGCCAGAACAGAAGGCGAACAAAGGACGGGGCAAGGGGAGUGAGGCAUGAUUGCUACUCGCUACCUUGUCCCCGCCCUGGGUUUCCCCUUUCUCCUUCUGUCUCGUUCAUUUCUCAGUCCUUUCUUUGCUCUCAUUGCUUCUGGUCUCGGCGAAAUUGAUUCUUCCCUCAUACUUUCACCACCACGCAUCAUUGUUCAAAGAGCCCCGGGCGGGGAGCAGUCUUUCUUCCUUCUUCUUAUCAAUGUACCGCACCGCAGUGGUCGUCGUUACACGCACUAGAAAGAAAUAGGAAAUCAAUCCUGGGGUUGGGAAGGUCAUGCGUGUGUUACGGUGGGGUCGAGGCUUUGCAUCCAUCUGUUGAGCAGACAAUAGUUGACCCAUCGAUCCUUAUCCGAUUAUUAUCAUGGC
Dacryopinax primogenitus is the source of this 1058-nucleotide messenger RNA. RefSeq lists its product as uncharacterized. The coding region runs from base 226 to 699 and encodes 157 amino acids. NCBI's taxonomy places the organism in Eukaryota, Fungi, Basidiomycota, Dacrymycetes, Dacrymycetales, Dacrymycetaceae. The record is from RefSeq and is a predicted model, not a curated record. The transcript has 5 exons.